GCGUACUGAACGGCGCACCACUAACGCAUCCACGCUUCCAUCUAAGCAUCUCUGUGUCUGUCCGAUCAGUCAAUCAGUAGAUAUACUGCGGCACAUUGAAGUGGACCAGCCCCAGGGCGACCGUGACCCGCUCUCCGGCACUCUCCUCAUUGUUCUCAUCCUGGUCGUCGUCAUCGGUCAUCUGGGGCUCCAUCUCGUGGUCACUCAACCGCCGCUUGACGAACAGCAGAUCGCCAGUGAAGGUGCCGUGACCCCCGGCCAUGAACCCGGAACAACUCUGAGCAGCAACAGCAGAGGGAGAGGGCAAGGGUGUGGUGCAGGUUGAAUGAACCACUGGGAUGGGUGGGUGGCGUGUGUACUUUUUUACCUGGUAGACGAAGUACCCCGACUGGAGCGGGGGGUCGCCGCCCUCGACGGAGAGGGGCAGGUCGAUGAAGCCCUCGUCACACAACACCUGCAGGCACAUACCCAUCCAUCCAUCCAUCCAUGGGUCUUUGCAUCCCUCCCGCUGGCCCUGGCAGCUCACUCACUCACUCACUGACCGGGUGCUUGCCGAUGACGCCCCUUCCCCUGCACACAUUCGUCCACGCAUCGCAUUGCGUGGUGGACGAGACGACCCCAGUCAGUCAGGCGUGCGUAAGUGCGUCAGAGUGUGGGUGUAGCGGCGUGCGUACCUGACUUCUCGGACCUGCCCGUUGCCGUCGGUGAGCACCCAGUGGCGACUGAGUGACAGACCACCGACAGCCCAGCCCCUCAUGCAUGACUUCAUUCAUCCACAGAUUGAUUGCGACAUGCCAUGCCACCAUCCAUACCUCUGGAGCUGCACCUCCGUGAAGCCUCUCUGCUGUGCAGGGACGUGCUGUGGGUGUCCGGGAGGCAGCACCCGCAGCCGGAUGGAGUACGCCCAGUACUGCACGUGCUCGGCCAUGUACACCGCACUCGCCAACGCCUCUAUGCCGCUGCAGCCAUCGAUAGAUCCAUUGCAGUCAGCGCACACAUCCCAUCCACACGUCCAGCCAUCCCAUCCUGCCAUCUCUCUUACUUGGUGACGGCCACGGCGAGGUCUGGCCCCUGUUGUGGGAAGAUGUUGAUCCCGCGGGAAGUCUCCUCGCCCGGCACUAACUGGCCGGCACUGGUUGACAGAUUCAAACACACACAACAACACACAAAACACACCACACCACAACACCGUUGCAGCGACAGAGAGUACAACCUAUCCAUUGAUGUAUCGCUGAGGCCUCCGUACACGUAUGUGCCGUCCCGCAGGCGGUUGACGAACUCCUCCAGCCUGUUCGACCCACGAGACGAGACAUACAUAGUGUCAUGCAUGAGGCGUGUGUGGUCGACACGUGUGUGUGUGGAUACAUACCAUCUGAUGAACCCAUGGGGUCCUGGCGGCACUGCGGGGGUCAGCCGGGUCGCCAUGCCGGGCUUCCGAUCCAUCACGUACACCUGGACACGAACGGGAUCCAUGUGCUCGUGUGUGCAGGGGGCGUCGUGUAAUAUAAGUGUGCACCAGUCCGUUGACGGUGUUGAGCACGAACGCCUUGGGAAAGUGACCAAAGGGACACUGGGCAAUAAACAAACUCUGCCAGCACCACACACACACAGAGAGAGAGAGACGGGAUGCUUGACGGGAGAGUCUUGCCCUCUGUGUGUUGUGUACAUUUGCGAAUAUGGUUUGGUGCCUCUCCCGGAGGCCGGCCGUGAGGGUGAGGGCAUCGUCCAGCGACAUCAGCUUGACGCACGCCAGGUGGUUGUACGCCGAGUAGCCGCCAAACAGACCCACGAAGGGCCACGCCGACUGAGCAAUCUCCUCCGGCUUCGUGCGGGGCUGGCCAUCGUGAAAUGACAACGCCUGACGCCACACCACACCCAUGGACAAACAGGCGCACAGGCAGACAUAGAAACAUACAGCGGUUGGCCACACUCCCCUCCCUCCUGAGUGAGUGGCCCACCAUCUUGUAGUCGGUUGGCAGGUCACCGUUGGCCGCCGGCGCCUGUCCGGGAGCCACGGGCAUCCCACGAUAGCGAUCAACUCCUGCACUCAUAUCCACCUUCACACCAUACAUCGCAUACCAUAGCAUAAAACGCGGACACGAUAGAUAUCGAAAUGGGCCUGUUGUGUGUACUGUACUCGUGCGGUGCGCCUGUCCUUACCGAGCUGAUGGGUCCGUUGAGUGAGUUGCGGAUGUGGUGCAGCUCGUGUUGCUGUAGCCAUGCCUUGAGUGACCGCCAUGCGCGGCUCACUCUGUUGUAGAGGGCGGCAUCCACCGCAUAGCCCAGCCGCGACGCCACCAGCUGCCACAGGACGAAGGCGAUCAGCCAGGAACGGCACGCACCGUUGUUGGAACCAGGGGCCUGCCGUGCAGGUGCAGAAAGAAUAACCAACCACCAUGCAGGGAGAGGGAGAGAGGGAGGCGUGUGAGUGGGAGUGGGAGUGUGUGCGUGUGCGUGGUGCGUACCUGUUGACCGUCUUGUCUGCAUGGCGGUGUGCACUGCUGCAGUCCGAACAGCUGGCCGCACUGCAGCCUGAAGAAACCCUCACCGUGCCUGAACGACGAGAGAGGUGAGAGACGAACACAUAAGGCGUUCUUGGCGCCCCGUUCUCCUCUCUGUCCGUUUGUUUUACAUGAGAGUGCUCCAUUCCUUUGCGGCUGCCGAGAAGGCCAAUAGAUCUGCCGGUGCGAGCAGCCUGCAGACACACAGCCAAGUGGAUGACAUUGACUUCAGCAUCCACUCACUCACCGCAGCAGAUGUGUCCAGGCAGGGCCACACGCAGGCAGAUCUGACAAACGACGAGGCAUGCCGCUCACCCCGCUU
Messenger RNA from Vitrella brassicaformis, 2823 nucleotides. The record is from the annotation of a GenBank genome assembly. Lineage: Eukaryota; Vitrellaceae.